Messenger RNA from Zalophus californianus (California sea lion), 4739 nucleotides. It is a transcript of the gene CA8, whose product is annotated as carbonic anhydrase 8. Gene Ontology annotation, molecular function: carbonate dehydratase activity; zinc ion binding. The coding region runs from base 253 to 1125 and encodes 290 amino acids. The transcript is spliced from 9 exons. Lineage: Eukaryota; Metazoa; Chordata; Mammalia; Carnivora; Otariidae. The record is from RefSeq and is a predicted model, not a curated record.
GUUCCCCUCGCGCUCCGCCGGGACUCCGGACGCGCGCUCCCUGCCCCGGCCGCCCAAAACUCCGGCUCAGCCCGCGCCCGCCUCGCGCCCGCUCGCGCGCUCACACCCACACGCGCGCGCUCACACUCACACACUCGUGCCCUCGCACCCCCACGCGCUCCCGCUCGGCCUCACACUCCCACUCCUGUCCGCUUCCCUGCGGCCGCGCAGGCACCGCGGGCGAGGGCGCCGAGGGGAUCCACGGCCUUUCCCAUGGCUGACCUGAGCUUCAUCGAAGAUUCCGUCGCCUUCCCGGAGAAGGAAGAGGAUGAAGAGGAAGAGGAGGAGGGGGUGGAGUGGGGCUACGAAGAAGGUGUUGAGUGGGGCUUGGUGUUUCCUGAUGCUAAUGGGGAAUACCAGUCUCCCAUUAACUUAAACUCAAGAGAAGCUAGAUAUGACCCCUCACUGCUGGAUGUCCGCCUCUCCCCAAAUUAUGUGGUCUGCCGAGACUGCGAAGUCACCAAUGACGGACAUACCAUUCAGGUUAUCCUGAAGUCAAAAUCAGUUCUGUCAGGAGGUCCAUUGCCUCAAGGGCAUGAAUUUGAACUGUAUGAAGUUAGAUUUCAUUGGGGGAGAGAAAACCAGCGUGGUUCUGAGCACACAGUUAAUUUCAAAGCUUUUCCCAUGGAGCUCCAUCUGAUCCACUGGAACUCCACCCUGUUUGGCAGUAUUGAUGAGGCCGUGGGGAAGCCACAUGGCAUUGCCAUCAUUGCUUUGUUUGUUCAGAUAGGAAAAGAGCACGUAGGCUUGAAGGCUGUGACUGAAAUCCUCCAGGAUAUCCAGUACAAGGGGAAGUCCAAAACAAUACCCUGCUUCAAUCCUAACACUUUAUUACCAGAUCCUUUGCUGCGGGAUUAUUGGGUGUAUGAAGGCUCUCUUACCAUUCCACCUUGCAGCGAAGGUGUUACCUGGAUAUUAUUCCGAUACCCUUUAACUAUAUCUCAGCUGCAGAUUGAAGAAUUUCGCAGGCUGAGGACACAUGUGAAGGGGGCAGAGCUCGUGGAAGGCUGUGAUGGGGUUUUGGGAGACAAUUUUAGACCCACUCAGCCACUUAGUGACAGAGUCAUUAGAGCCGCAUUUCAGUAGCCAGAGAGAAUGGGAACAAGACGGCCUUCAUCUGGGAGGAAGACAAUGAUCCUAUAGUGCCCUUCGAUGAGAAACGGAAACUUUUGAGCUGCAGCUACAGUUUAUCCUCAAAGCCUGCAUUGUUUGUCUUCAUCCAACCCAGCUUUGAUGGACAUCUGUGACAGUUGCCUCUACACAUGCUCUAAUGAAAUAUUAGAAAUGGCUGUGCCUUCAAAAGAAACCCAAUAUUCUAUAUCCACACCACUGCUGCUAGGAUUCAGAUUUUUGCACAUACUGUUUAUUGCUUAUGUGUAGACGAAAUGAAACUAGUUUUCAGAGUUGUUAUUAAUAUGAAUAUAUAUCAUGUAUUAAUACUGAGACAGGAAAAAUACACUCCCAGUGUUAGCGAUCCUUCAUUUCCUGUCUCCGAGAGAAAAUUCACUCAUUCAGAGAAUAAUGUAAUUCUUGAUAAUAAAUAAGAGUUUUGAUCAGGAACAGCAUAUGCUUGAAAAUGGAAUGUGAAGGAUUAGUGAAAGUCAUAUCUCAUGUUGUUUUUCAGCCCUCAUGCCACAAUUAAUGUCAGGCUGGUUAUUAUGCAAAACAAUUUGGGAGUUAAUGCAAGAACAAAGUCACCUUAUAUAUUUCUCAAAGGAUCAAAUUGAAUGUAUGAAUCUAAUUGUAUUUAUUUGACAUAUUAGAAGCUCUGGUUUCCAGGAGUUUGAGAAAGGCAUAAAAAGGAUAAAAAGUAAGUGGGUACAACAUACCAGAAAAUAGCUUUAUUUUCCAUGAUAGAAACAUAAAUUUAAUAGUAUCCUAUAAUAACUUAGUGUUGUACAUUUUGUAAGACCUUAAAAUAUUUUAUUCUAUGGACUUUAGUAUGUUGAGACAUUGCUUUCCAAGAUAAUCAACAAUAUCUUUAUUUUAAUUAAAUUUUAAGUGCUACUGGCAAAUGUAAGCAUAUGCUUAGAAGCAGUUAGAUGUGACGGAAUGAGAUAAUUUAUGUAAAGCAGUAGAGUGCCUGGCACAAAGCAAGUACUUAAUAAAUGUUAUUUGUUGUUAUAAUUAUUGUAAAACCAAAGACUUCAUAGUCCUAAUUUGGAGGGAUUUGGGGAUGCACAAUGUCCAAGUUAGAAAUCAUACAGGUGCAAGCAGUAUGUGUUGGGUAGAUUUUAGAUGUGUUGGGUAGAGGCUGUAAUAACAAAAGCAUUAAAUACAAAUAAAAAUCACACCGAGUAUCCCUGAAAACGGCAGCAAAGGAAGAUCCUGGUAGAACCUUGGGCAGGGGGAGAAAGGAUGGGCGUUGCAGCAGAGUGAGGAAAAGCGUGGGGGCUUGUGAAGGUUUGGGGUCUGCCCUGAACCUGCACCACAGGAGGGCAGCAUCGGGCAGAGCCUCUGAGAAGUGGAGAGAAGCCCUGGAUUCUUCCUUUCUGUAUGUAGUUCUCAUAUGCAAAAAUGAAGAAAUGGCAAAGCAUGGUUGCAAAGACUGUAGCAUAUUUAAAGACUUCUCUCUCUUCGACUAAAACAUGCCACACACGCUGAACAUGGGUCGUAGGUGUUGCCUCAUUAGUAGUUGACAUCUAAAGAUGACCUCCAAAGAUUUCAUUUUCUUGUGGAUGAGAAGCCAGUCAAAAGGCGCCCUGGAACUCCUUUGGUAGAGCCUGUGUUUGGGGCCUAAAAGCAGGGUGCAGGUACCCAGCCUCUGCCCUGAUGCACUUGGUACUGAGCAGCUAGGGGAUCAUCUUGGACUUAACUUCUGCUGCUUCCUGUAGUCUCCUAUCAUCUGUCCCUGAAAAACACAAAAUAAACAUAACAAUUCAAAUGACCCGUAGGGGAAUAUCUAGUUGCCCAUAUUUCUCCCUCCAAUGUUUUUUAACUGAAGCAAUCAAAUUUAUUUACCAUCUAUGUUUUGAGUCAAAAGGCUGACAUGAACUACUUGGUUUCAGCUUGUGGUAGCCAUUGGCAAGGUUGUGUGGAGGCUUACUAAUCUUUAAUAUAGGAAACCCCUUCUUCCUUCCACACUUCGGUACCUCAGACUCAGAAUAUGAAUGCUGGUGAGCGUAUGCUUGUGUAGGAAUGAAUUUGAAAGUGUAAUUUGUAAACACAAGUGCAAAUAACUGAUCUCAAAUCUAUCCUGCUUUGAUGGUGUUGUGGGAAAGAAAGGUAUGUAAUGGGCCCUGAAGUUGAGGAAGGAGCCUCUCAAAGCAAAAGUGUGUGUGUGUUGGGGUGUAGGGGGAAGUUAACUUGAGAUAAAUGACAAAUUUCACGGAUCUUGAAAUGUAAUUUAGGGUGGAUUUGUUUACCUAACAGGAAAAAAAAAAGCAACAAGCUGAGGUGCUUUUUCACAUAGCUUACGCAUCUGAAAGUGUCUCUGAUUCAUGAUGAUUAAUGUACCUGAUGAUGUAUAAAGUAAUAAUUGUCCUCAGAAGUUUUGUCAAUUAAGAUAAUUUGAGUCUUUUUUAUUGUUGGUCAGUUGAGCUAAAGGCUUGCCAAUAUUGUCGCUUUUUCAAAAAACUAGCAUUUGGUUUUGUUGGUUGUCUCUACUGUGUUUCUAUUCUCUAUUUCAUUAAGUUCUUCUCUAACCUUUAUUAUUUCCUUUCUGCUCGCUUUGGGUUUGGUUUGUGAUUUUUCUAAUGUCUUGAGGUGGAAGAUUAGGUUAUUGGUUUGAGAUCUUUUUUUUUAAAUAAAGCCAUUUACAGUUAUAAAAUUUUCUCUAAGCAUUGCUUUCUGCUGCAUCUUACAAGUUUUGUUUGCUAUGUGUUUGCUUUCUUUAUCUCAAAAUAUUUUCUAAUUUGCCUUGUGAUUUCUUCUUUUACUUAAUGAUUAUUUAGGUGUGUGUUGGUUAAUUCCCACAUAUUUAUGAAUUCCCAAAUUUCUGUUAUUGAUAUAUAAUUUCCCUCCAUUGUGGUCAGAGGACUAACUCUGCAUGUUUUCAAGCCUUUCAAAUCUUUUGAGGCUUGUUUUAUGGCCUAGCAUGUGGUUUAUCCUGGAGAUGGUUCUAUGUGCACUUGAGAAGAAUGUGUAUUCUGCUGUUGUUGAUGUGUUCUGUAGAUGUCUAUUAGGUCUGGUUGGUUUAUGAUGUGGUUCACGUAUUCUAUUUUGUUGAUCUUCCUAUUUCUAUUAUUGAAAAUAGGCUAUUGAUGGCUCCAACUAUUAUUUUUGAAUUAUCUAUUUUUCAUUUCAUUUCUGUCAGCUUUUUCUUCAGGCAUUUUGGGCUCUAUUGCUAGGUGCAUAUAUGUAUAAUUUUCAUAUCUUUGUGAGGGAGUUCUCCUUAUAUUAUUAUAAAAUGUCCUUCUUUAUCUCUAGAAAUCUGUUUUGUUUAAAAAAAGUACCUUGUAAGAUAUUAGUAUAGCUAUUGCAGCUUUCUUAUGGUUGCUAUUUGCAACCAUAUAAUACUGUCUUUUCCAUUCUUUCACUUUCAGUGUAUUUGUAUUUUUGAAUCUAAAGUGUGUCUCCUGUAGACAACUUAAAGUUGGAUCUUGUUUUUUCAUCCAGCCUGACAAUCUCUCUGACUUUUGAUUGGAUUGUUUAACCCAUUCACGUUUAGUGUUGCUGUUGAUAUAGUUGGAUUUGUGUCUGCCACUUUACUUUCUGUUUCCUACAUGUCUCAUAUCUUUGUUGUUCUUCUGACCCUCCUU